GGGUGGUAGCCAUGGAGGUGAGAAAGUCUAUGAUCGCAGUGAGCUUCAUAGCAGCGUUCCUCUUCCUGCUGGUUGUGCGCCUUGUAAAUGAAGUGAAUUUCCCACUGCUGCUAAACUGCUUUGGACAGCCUGGCACAAAAUGGAUACCAUUCUCCUACACAUAUAGGCGGCCCCUUCGAACUCACUAUGGAUACAUAAAUGUGAGGACACAAGAGCCUCUGCAGCUGGACUGUAACCUUUGCGCCAUAGUGUCAAACUCAGGUCAGAUGGUUGGCCAGAAGGUGGGGAAUGAGAUAGAUCAGUCGUCCUGCAUCUGGAGAAUGAACAAUGCCCCCACCAAGGGCUAUGAAGAAGAUGUUGGCCGCAUGACAAUGAUUAGAGUCGUGUCCCAUACCAGCGUUCCUCUUUUGCUAAAAAACCCUGAUUAUUUUUUCAAGGAAGCAAAUGCUACUAUUUAUGUCAUUUGGGGCCCUUUCCGCAAUAUGAGGAAAGACGGCAAUGGCAUCGUUUACAACAUGCUGAAAAAGACUGUUGACAUCUACCCGAAUGCCCAAAUUUACGUGACCACCGAGAAGCGCAUGAGUUACUGUGAUGGCGUUUUUAAGAAGGAAACUGGGAAAGACAGGUGA
This is a messenger RNA of Leptonychotes weddellii (Weddell seal), 629 nucleotides long. NCBI's taxonomy places the organism in Eukaryota, Metazoa, Chordata, Mammalia, Carnivora, Phocidae. The record is from RefSeq and is a predicted model, not a curated record.